Messenger RNA from Dibothriocephalus latus, 345 nucleotides. The record is from the annotation of a GenBank genome assembly. NCBI's taxonomy places the organism in Eukaryota, Metazoa, Platyhelminthes, Cestoda, Diphyllobothriidea, Diphyllobothriidae.
UCCCAACAACAAAAACCAGAAGACAUGCACACCGAGCAGUACCAGAGCCUUGUGAUCGAAGAUGUUGGCGGCAUAGAUGGCAUCAAGCGAGUGCUCUUUGCUUACGGAGCUUCCAAUCAUUGGUCUGUACACCUCCUGCUCAUGGAUGCCGUUCGUUACCUUCUCAGCUCAGUACCUCAAAAGGAAUCCCUGAAGGCCCUAGAGUUUGAUAUCGGUUACGAUCGGUGGGUUCACGUCGAUAUCGAUGAUAUAUUUGUGGCCAGUCCUGAGAGCCAACUCUACCCCAAUGAUGUAAAGCUUGUGGUCCACGUCUUAACUGAACUCGUGACUGGUUACUGGCUUUGA